AAAGGAAUGUGAUUUUGGUGUUUUAAAAAUUUAUUGUUUAAUCUGUUUGCUGCGCUCAAGUCGUUUUACUCUGCUGGUUUGUUACUGUGUAAUUAUUUAACAUAUUCAACCAAUUUAAUUAUGCGAAGCAUGUUUUCGGAUCGUUACAACAAUAGGCGCCGCAAUUUUUACGAGCGCUACGAAGCUGCUAGAAUUAUCCAUCCGAGUCUCCCGGAGUGCCAGCGUCCAGUGGAACCCACCGAAGUGAAGCAUCCGAACAACCCCGUUAAUCGUCGUCCCGUUUCGUAUCGCCAAAUGGCCAAUCAGUCGCGGAGGCAGCUGGAGAACGACUCCUGGCUAUCCAGUGAUCGACUGCCCAUGAUGGUGCGCCAUGAAAUCGAGACCCGUAACAAAAAACAGUUGAUGUCCAAAUACAAUGCGGAAACGGCUACCCAUGUGUUCAGCCAUAAUGGCGGGCCACGACGUGGUCGUCCUCCAUCUGCCGCCACUGCGGCCAGAAUGGCAUCUGAAUUCGCCCGUCAAGUCGGUGGCAUUUCUCAAUCUCCGACCAUCGAAGAUGAAGGUAAGUCGGGGGAACAGUCGGUUAUGCAGCCGAAAUCCAAGAAGGCGAACAAGAUGCCGGACAAGGUGGCGGACAAGUUGGCGACCAAGUCGGAACCGAAGUCGGAGGAGUCCAACGUGCCCGUUAAGAUUAAAGUGGAGGGGGUCGAGCACAACGCUGAGGGGUCGCAGUCUGAUUCGAUGGUCAAUACCAAUCAGGGUUUUACCACAAAUAGGAACUUUAUUCCAAUUUUGAGCUCUUUCCCUAACCCUUACCGUAACAUGGAUGUUACAUGGACCGAACAAUUUAAUGCAUUAUCAAACCAAUACUACAAUCAUAUCAUGAACUCCAUCUCGUCUUUGAGCCAGAUACAGCCGUUGAAUUCAACACCAUCAGCCAACCCGCCUAUAUUCGGUGCUAACCCAAUGGUAAUGGGCCGUCACCCACCAUUUAGCGUCUUUUCGUGCCCGUUGGAUUACUGCAAGGAAAAUUUUGAUUCGCGUCGGGCCAUGUACAAGCACCAACGCGAGACUGGUCACCACAAUUGGCCACACAACUGCAGCAAGUGUGGCCAGGUCUUUCGCACAUCAGGCUUUAUGCGCAUGCACUCCGUGAAUGCCUGUGCGCGAAACUUACACAAGUUUAAAAUAACUAAGCCAAAUGAAUUGCAGCAACUUGGCAAAAAACCAAAGCCGGAAUAAAUCUGUUUGUAUACAGCGAAGCCAUAAUUUAAUUUAUAUGAAAUAAAGAAUGGCAUAAUGGUG
Molecule: messenger RNA, 1305 nt
Organism: Drosophila melanogaster (fruit fly)
Lineage: Eukaryota; Metazoa; Arthropoda; Insecta; Diptera; Drosophilidae
Exons: 3
Coding region: 121-1242 (373 amino acids)
Source: RefSeq, marked reviewed